Actinia tenebrosa (Australian red waratah sea anemone) is the source of this 1859-nucleotide messenger RNA. RefSeq names its product heparanase. NCBI's taxonomy places the organism in Eukaryota, Metazoa, Cnidaria, Anthozoa, Actiniaria, Actiniidae. Gene Ontology annotation, cellular component: extracellular matrix; membrane. The record is from RefSeq and is a predicted model, not a curated record. Gene Ontology annotation, molecular function: hydrolase activity, acting on glycosyl bonds.
AUGUCGAACUAAAUAAUACAAAUAAUGCACCGCAAAAUUAAUCAAGCUUUGAUAGCUCUACUGUUCCUUACCACGACCAAAGCCCUACAGGAUGAAACAACUUUUCCUGCAAAUGAAGAGACAGUGUUUGUAAACACAAUGAAACCUGUUAAUCUCGUCAGCGAGAAGUAUUUAUCUGUUGCAAUGAACAUGGGUUUCGUGCAAGAACACUGGAAGCAUUUUGACUUCUCCUCACCUCGUGUCUUCACCCUUGCUCGUGGGCUUUCACCAGCCUAUUUACGAUUUGGGGGCACAGCUGAAGAUUGGUUGCAUUAUAAAGAAAAAGAUUCCUUUACUGAAAACUUAGAUAACGACGACAUUCCAAAUCUCUGGAAUUUAAGCUUAAAGAAAGUUCAGCAUAAGAACUUUACAGAUUACGAUAUCAAUGGAGAUGAUUUGGAUAAGAUGCAUUUUAUCGGUAGUAAAGCUGGCUGGGAUGUUUUAUUUGGACUUAAUGUUUGUCUGCGAACUAAAGAUGGAAAGUGGGAUUACUCGAAUCCUUUGAAAAUAUUGGAUUAUGUUGGUGGAAGAAAUUACAGCUUUGUUUGGGAGCUGGGAAAUGAACCCAAUCAUCUUGGCAAGUUCAACAGGUCUAUUGAUGCAGAAAGUCUGGGAGAUGCCUUCAACACCCUGAGGAGUAUUCUUGACAAAAACCCACAUUAUGGGGACUUUAUUGUUGGUCCUGAUACCACCAGGCCCAAGAAAAAAUCAAUGAAUUUCCUAAAAAGAUUCUUAUCUGUUGCUGUUGAUGCUGUAGAUGCCAUAACAUGGCACCAAUACUAUUUUGAUUCAAAGACAUGCAAAGUUGAAGAUUUUUAUGAUCCAGAAAUCUUUGAUUACCUCCUGAAGCAAUUAAAACUUGUUAAUAGUGUAGUGUCGGAGGCUGCACCCAAUAAACGGCAUUGGAUUGGCGAAACAGCUACUGCUUGGGGUGGAGGAGCGGCAGGAUUAUCUAGCCGAUACAUUGCAACAUUAUCGUGGUUAGAUAAGCUAGGAUUAGCUGCUCGUCUAGGGGUUGAAGUAGUCAUCAGACAAACAUUUUUCCAUGGAGAUUAUGCAUUACUUGACGACCAGUCAAACCCUGUCCCAAACUACUGGUUGUCACUUCUGCACAAGAGACUCGUGGGACAAAAAGUGCUGGAUGUUGAAAAUGGCUUGGAGGAGAAUAGAGUUGUUAGAAUAUAUGCCCACUGCACUAAUACUAAACCAGGGCAAUAUGCUACAGGCGCAGUAACAAUAUUGGCCAUAAACUUAGAUCCAAAUGAUACAGCUUUGCUCAAUUUAAAAGGCAAAUUCUAUCAACUACCUGUGGAUCAAUACUUGUUAUCCCCUCAUCAAGAGAAUAUUACAUCAGAGUACGUAGAGCUUAAUGGAGAAGUGUUAUUAAUGAAAGAUGACCACAUUCUACCAUCACUCAAUCCUGUCUCUGUUCCAGCAGGAAAGCCUCUGGCUCUGCCUCCUUUAACAUUAGGGUUAUUUGUAGUUCCCAAUGCUGAUGCAGAAGCUUGUCUAGAAUAGACGGUUUUCUCAAGAUUGCGCACGCAUCCAAAUUCAAGGAACUUGACGGGCCACAAUACUGGAACACGAGUAUUAUCAUGCAUUGCCAUGAAAUGUUUUUCGAUAAGAAUUCAUAAAAUCGAUUAUUCUCCUCUUCAAAUAUAAAUGUGCCUUCUCAAUUUUACUGAAUUUGCGUUUUUCAGUUUUGUGGCCCGUAAAGUUGGAUGCGUACGCAACCUUGAGAAAACGGUUUGUUGGACCAUCAAGGUUUAUUUUUGAGUUAAGGAUCUUGGGGGGUGUGGGUAGGUAUUAAUUGGGUUUUA